Lachancea thermotolerans CBS 6340 is the source of this 1326-nucleotide messenger RNA. It is a transcript of the gene ARG7, whose product is annotated as glutamate N-acetyltransferase. Gene Ontology annotation, cellular component: mitochondrial matrix. The coding region runs from base 1 to 1326 and encodes 441 amino acids. The record is from RefSeq and is a predicted model, not a curated record. Lineage: Eukaryota; Fungi; Ascomycota; Saccharomycetes; Saccharomycetales; Saccharomycetaceae. The transcript has a single exon. Gene Ontology annotation, biological process: L-arginine biosynthetic process; L-ornithine biosynthetic process. Gene Ontology annotation, molecular function: L-glutamate N-acetyltransferase activity, acting on acetyl-L-ornithine as donor; L-glutamate N-acetyltransferase activity, acting on acetyl-CoA as donor.
AUGAGAGUGUCCUCUGCAUUGCUUCAAAAGGCUGCCAAAACUGUGGACAAGUACUCCUUGUACGUACCAAAGUCCGGCGUAUUUCCCAAAGGAUUCAAAGUCGCUUCUUUGGCCUCCGGCGUCAAGAAAAAUGGUAACAGGGACCUGGGAAUUAUUCUAAAUACCAAUAAAUCUCGGCCAUCUAAUGCUGCUGCCGUUUUUACCACUAACAGGUUCAAGGCUGCGCCAGUGUUGGUGUCGAAACAAGUGCUCGACGGCAGCAGCGGUGAAGGUGUGAACGCCAUUGUGGCCAACUCCGGUUGCGCCAACGCCGUUACUGGUGAACUUGGUAUGCAAGAUGCUCAAAAGGUUGCGGGGCAGGUCAAUGCCCACAUUGGCAAAGAAAACAGCACAUUGGUGAUGUCCACCGGUGUCAUUGGACAAAGAUUACAGAUGGACAAAAUCUCAAAGGGUAUCAACACUUUGUUCGAUCAAAAGCAGUUUGGAAGCGAUUUCAACUCGUGGCUGAACCUUGCAAAAUCUAUCUGUACUACUGACACUUUCCCUAAGCUGAUUUCCUCGAAAUUCCAGCUAUCAGAUGGCACCGAAUAUACCUUGACGGGUAUAUCUAAAGGUGCGGGUAUGAUUUGUCCAAACAUGGCAACUUUGUUGGGUUUCAUCGUUACAGAUCUGCCUAUUAAAGCUUCAACUCUUCAAGCAAUGCUCACUGCCGCGGUCAAUCGCUCUUUCAAUUGCAUAUCUGUUGACGGUGAUAUGAGUACGAACGACACUAUUUGCAUGCUUGCGAACGGUGCCGUUGAUACUUUUGUCAUUGACGAAGCGUCCCCUGAUUUCGAACAAGUUAAAAGUCAAGUGACGGAAUUCGCAAAGCAACUGGCCCAACUGGUGGUUCGUGAUGGUGAAGGCGCUACCAAGUUUGUCACGGUAAAUGUCAAGAACAGCGCUAAUUUCAAAGACGCGAGAAUAAUUGCAGAGACUAUUUCCAAUAGUAUGCUGGUCAAGAGUGCUCUCUACGGACAGGACGCAAAUUGGGGUAGGAUCUUGUGUGCCAUUGGAUACUCUAAAUUGGAGAACCUAGCGUCAUUAGAUGAGUCAAAGAUCAACGUUAGUUUUAUUGCCACUGACAAUUCGAGUCCCCGUGAGCUCAAGCUUAUAGCUAACGGCGUCCCACAGUUCGACAUUGACGAAAAUAGAGCCUCGGAGAUUUUGGCCUUACCUGACCUCGAAAUUUUGGUGGACAUGGGAACAGGCUCCGAGGAAUGCCAAUUCUGGACCUGUGACCUAAGUCACGAAUACGUGACCAUCAAUGGUGACUACCGUUCUUAA